This is a messenger RNA of Drosophila bipectinata, 2575 nucleotides long. RefSeq names its product serine/threonine-protein kinase hippo (gene hpo). Gene Ontology annotation, cellular component: cytoplasm. Gene Ontology annotation, biological process: protein tetramerization; intracellular signal transduction; regulation of MAPK cascade. Lineage: Eukaryota; Metazoa; Arthropoda; Insecta; Diptera; Drosophilidae. The record is from RefSeq and is a predicted model, not a curated record. Gene Ontology annotation, molecular function: ATP binding; protein serine/threonine kinase activity.
GAAGAACUCUUGCAAUGUUGCCCAACACUGGGAGGGAAUAAAGAACAAAUGUGUGUGAGAAAAUGUCGCUGUAAAUUGAUGUAAUUGUUUUUUCGUGAUAUAUCCAAACCUUGAGGACAAAUAAACAACGUCAGUGUGCAACCGGUCGUUUUGGGGGAGCAAAACAAUGGCGGGCAACAUGUCCUCCAGCACCAACGGGGAGCUGAAGAAGCUUUCGGAGGAGUCCCUGGCGCAGCCGCCGGAGAAGGUGUUCGACAUCAUGUACAAGCUGGGCGAGGGCAGCUACGGGUCCGUCUACAAGGCCCAGCACAAAGAGAGCAGCUCCAUUGUAGCCAUCAAGCUGGUGCCGGUCGAGUCAGAUCUGCACGAGAUCAUCAAGGAGAUCUCAAUUAUGCAACAAUGUGAUUCGCCGUAUGUGGUACGUUACUAUGGGUCGUACUUCAAGCAAUAUGACCUCUGGAUCUGCAUGGAGUACUGUGGAGCCGGCAGCGUUUCGGACAUCAUGAGACUGCGUAAGAAAACCCUAACGGAGGACGAAAUAGCCACCAUUCUGUCGGACACGCUGAAGGGUCUGGUCUACCUGCACCUUCGUCGCAAAAUCCAUAGGGACAUUAAGGCUGCCAACAUAUUGCUCAACACAGAGGGUUAUGCCAAACUAGCCGAUUUCGGGGUAGCUGGCCAACUCACAGACACAAUGGCCAAAAGAAACACUGUGAUCGGUACACCCUUCUGGAUGGCGCCGGAGGUCAUCGAGGAGAUUGGCUACGAUUGCGUUGCGGACAUAUGGUCACUCGGAAUCACUGCCCUGGAAAUGGCUGAGGGAAAACCACCAUAUGGUGACAUCCAUCCCAUGCGUGCCAUUUUCAUGAUCCCUCAAAAGCCGCCGCCGUCAUUCCGAGAGCCAGAUCGCUGGAGCACUGAGUUCAUAGACUUUGUUAGCAAGUGCCUCGUCAAGGAGCCGGACGACCGAGCGACGGCCACUGAGCUGCUGGAGCACGAAUUCAUUCGCAAUGCCAAACACCGUUCGAUUCUGAAACCCAUGCUGGAGGAGACCUGUGCCAUCCGCGAACAGCAGCGGGCGAACCGAAGUAUUGGUGGAGUUGGAAUGCUCCAAAACAUGUUGGAAACCUCCUUUAUGGAGGACCCAGGGACAUUAGUGCCGGAGAAAGUCGGAGAGUACCAGCAGAGCUCAGCUUCGGAUGCUACCAUGAUAGCGCAUGCAGAGCCAGACUUGGACGAGGGUACUUUGGGGCCGGGUGGCUUAAAGAAUCUGAACAAAGGCGGCCCAGCGGCUGGAGCUGCUGCAGCUGCCACUACAGCUUCGCCCCUCGAUGGUCCACCCGUCGAUACCGGCACCAUGGUUGAACUGGAAUCCAAUUUGGGCACCAUGGUUAUCAACUCAGACUCCGAUGACUCCACAACGGCCAAGCCCACUGAUGAUCAGAAGCCACGUAAUCGCUACAGACCACAAUUUCUGGAGCAUUUUGAGCGCAAGAAUGCAGGCGAUGCCAGGGGCGAUGACAAGGCAAUGGCCACGGAGUACUCCCCGGCUGCAGCCGAGCAACAGCAGCAGCAGCAACAACAGCAACAGCAGCUACAACAGGAGAAACCGCACUUGGCCAGCGGGGCCAACGAUAUUACUAACUGGGAGCACAAUAUGGAAAUGCAGUUUCAACAGAUCUCCGCUAUCAAUCAGUAUGGGCUGCAGCAACAUCAGCAGCUGCAGCACGCUCUCAUGGCUUAUCCGCUAAUGGACGAGCAGCUCAUUGCUCUCAACAAUCAGCAAAAUCUGCUUCGCAACAAUGCAGCAGCGCAGGCUAUCGGCCAGCAGGGAAUUCCGCCAGCGGCUGCGCCUGCAGCUCCGGCCCAGCCGCCGCCCGCAUAUCAAAAUCAGCACAUGCAUACGCAGUCGCAUGCAUAUGUGGAGGGCGAAUUUGAGUUCCUCAAGUUCCUCACCUUUGACGAUCUGACACAGCGGCUCAGCAACAUCGAUCACGAGAUGGAGCUGGAAAUUGAGCAGCUCAACAAAAAAUACAAUGCCAAGCGGCAGCCCAUUGUGGACGCCAUGAAUGCGAAGCGCAAACGCCAGCAGAAUAUCAAUAAUAAUCUGAUUAAGAUAUAGGAAUAGCAACUCACAACUUUGCAAGGCAACCGAAAUUUGAAUUUCAAGUCACGGAAGUGCGUUUGCAUUAGAUUGAAGCCCAGCUUAAAUCACGGAAUACCUACAGAGCAAUCUGUAUCCACUAUUAAUGUUUCGUAGUUUGGCGAACGUUCAAUCUAAUGGAAAGGCCUUAACUCAAUCACAAGAAAUGAUAACACAAAAGCUUUAUUGUAAAAUGCAGUGAAACAGGAAUGGAGAAUGUGGUCAAAGCCGUGGAGUAGUCGGCAGAAUCUUCCAGAAUGCACGAAUGUUUUUGUUGUUGUUGGUUUUUCCCUUGGUUUUAAUCACACUUCUGUUUCGUUUCAUUUCUCUCAAUGAUCUAUCUCCUAUGAUUAUUUUUCGUUUCGAAUAAAACUUAUAUUUGGUUUAUUGUAGCUGCUGCCUGCAUCGUCUACUGCCUGAGCCUUAUUCUAA